UAAUGAGCACAAAAACCCAUUAAAGAAUUCUCACCUUCAUAAAAAAAUAUAAAGACGAGUAAAUGCAUCAUAUUUAAGUUUAGAUUGAGCCCAUCUACUGGAAUUGAUGAAUUUGCAGAUUUAUUGAAUGAAUGCUUUUAGUCAUUCAAAUCAGAUUCAUUAAGAAGAGAAAAGGUGAAUUUAAUGCUUGAAAAUCUUUUUUUAGAUGAUGAUAGUAAACUUGUAGAAGGAGGUAAGAAAAAUCAAUUAUAAAAUAAGAUUUAUAAAAAUAUGUGGAGAGAUUAAUUGAUUUCGUUGAAGGACCAAGUGAUGAUCCUUUAGAAAAAAACAAUCUUAAACAACGAAGUUCAUCUGGUAGUUCUGAUGAGGAAGAUAAUAGAGGUCAUAAUAAAUAAUAAAAUAAACAUAAAAGAGAUAGAAGCAGAGAUAGAGAAAAGAAUAAAAAAUCAAAAAAAAAUUAAAAAAAUACAAACAUUAUUUCAGAAUUAUAAAAAGCAUUAGGAAAAGAUAUGAAUCUUAAAGACUUACUUUCAUCCAUAACAAAUAAUAAUAACCGUAAAUAAUAACAUAAUAAUAAUAAUAAAAAUAUUGUCUUUCUAUAAAAUGUUCCAAGAGAAAUGAGAUCAUAUACAGAAAUAGAAACAUUACUCUAAGGAAGAGGAGAAUUAACUAAAAUUCAACUAUCAGGAAGGUAAUUAAUAUAAUUAUUUUUAGAGUUCCUUCUGUAUAAUUUAAAAAUCACAGCGAUGCCUAAGCUUUGAUUGAUAAAUUUAUUGUCCAUAAAGGAGUUAAAAUUGAAUUUACAUAGAGUUUAAAUAAAGUAUUAAUAGAAUAUAAUUAAAGUAAUAGUAACACUAAGAUGAUAAUAAAAAUAAUAAGAUUAUUAUAUUAGAUAAAGAGGGAAAAAAAGUAUCUAAUUAAGUUAGUUAACCAGCAGCACCUCUAUUAUAAACAUAAUAAUAAUAAUAAUAAUAAUAAUCAUAAUCAUAAUAAUCAGUUUUAUAGAAGUAAGACUCUAAAAUGGAAGAGGAAACUGAUUUUAAAAAAACAAAGGAAGAACAAGAAUUAAAUAAUCAAAUUGAAUAAAUUAGAGGACAAGCUAAAACAUUAAUUGUAGAUAAAAUAAGAUUAGCUUUAUUAUUAGUUAAAAGGAAGGACAAUUAUCCUCCUUAAUUAAGUGUUGAAAUUGAUGAAUUAAAAAAGUAAACAAUAUAAAAUAAGCUUAGAUUAUUAACCUAAAAGAAAGAGGAGAUAUCUAAAAUGAGUUCUUUGGAAUAACUAAAAGCAGAAUUACAAUGGUUAAAUGAGAAUUAUGAUUAUACUUUGUUAAUUACACAGAUCCCAGAGUAAUUAUUUAAAGAUAAGACAGUUACUAAAGUACUCAAUGAGGAAUUUUAAGUAAUUAUUUAAAUUAUAAAAUAGAAAUAUGGUAAAAUUGACAAUUUAUAAAUUAAAAUAAAAGAUAAAGCUGCCCAUCUUAAAUUUUUCAGUUUUGAUUCAGCAGAAAAAGUAUUGAAUAUUUAUUAUGUAGGCUUAUUAUCAAGCAAAUGAAAAUUCUAAUUUUAAAGUUGAGUUCUUGAAUUAGGGCAUUAAAAAGGUGUUAAUUGCUUAAAGUUGA
Molecule: messenger RNA, 1618 nt
Organism: Paramecium pentaurelia
Lineage: Eukaryota; Ciliophora; Oligohymenophorea; Peniculida; Parameciidae
Source: the annotation of a GenBank genome assembly